GUGUGAAUAGCUGGUUAGAUAGUGCCAUGGAUACACUAGACAAUCAUAAAAGUGUUUUUGUGACUGUAGAUAACAAACUUUGUGUUCGUAGUUUCUAUUUUGACGAAAAAUUUGUAUCGGAUAACAAAGUGGAAGCAUUAAAGAGACUGCAGGAGCCUCUCGAUCAGAGAAGUGAGAAGUCUAAAGAAGAAUUACUUGAUAAUUUCAUUUUUGAUGAUCCUGGGUUUGAAACUAAAGCCAAUAUAAAGAAACGAAAAAAACUUAUAAUUAGAAGCAAAAUUCCAAUUAGCCAAAUGCUAGAUGGUGGAGAACACAGUGCAUUGUUCAAGUGUAAAGAGUGCCAUAAAGAGUAUCCUACAAUGUACAAUCUAAAACGACAUUAUGUUAGAAUGCAUGCUCCUAAAACCAUGAAAUGCAAUGAAUGUAAGCGAACUUUUGGAUCACAAGCCAUUUUAAAUGAACAUAAGUAUGAAAGCCACGCUUGUGUAAUGUGCACAGAAUGUGGAAAAACAUACACAAACCGGAAAACAUUGGCACUCCAUGAGUUGAGCCACAAGCUGAGAAUAGCUUGUACAACCUGUAACAAAGUAUUUUGCCGAAAAAAGAACUAUCGAAUGCACAUUUUAUCCAAGACAUGUGGACAGAAACAGAGAAACAAAACAAAAAAUAUGUACAUUUGUGACUACUGCAGCAAAACAUAUGCCUGUAAACCUACAUUACGUGUUCAUAUUCAAUUUGAGCAUUGUGGUGGGCAGCAGCACAUCUGUACUUGGUGUUCAAAGAAGUUCAGCGCAUUGAGCAAACUGAAGGCUCAUUGUUUGACUCAUACUCAAGAAAAGAAUUUCAGCUGUGAUAUUUGUGGUGGGAAAUUUGUUAGUAAGGAGUCAUUAUUGUAUCACACUCGUAUACAUACUGGAGAUAAGCCAUUUCAGUGCGAUCAUUGUGAUCAACGGUUUUUAUCGUCUUCUCGUCGAGCCGAGCACAUUCGGCGUCAUCACACAGAACCACGGCUGGAGUGCGACAUAUGCCGCCACAAAUUUAAGACGCGAUCCUGUCUGAUGCGCCAUAAGAAACGCCAUUAUGAUCCUACAAGUAGAUUGCAUUAUACUCGAGUUACUCAAAAUGAAGAUUUGUAAUUACUCCAUAUUAUUAUGUCAUUCAUGAUUUAUGCCAACAUUAUGCAUGCAAAUAGAUAUGCUUAAUAUUUUAAUAGUGUAAAAAUUACAUCCUGUAAAAGUAAUUUACUAA
Ostrinia furnacalis (Asian corn borer) is the source of this 1248-nucleotide messenger RNA. Its product is annotated as gastrula zinc finger protein XlCGF17.1-like. The transcript has a single exon. NCBI's taxonomy places the organism in Eukaryota, Metazoa, Arthropoda, Insecta, Lepidoptera, Crambidae. The record is from RefSeq and is a predicted model, not a curated record. Bases 27 to 1136 code for a protein of 369 amino acids.